CGAAUCUCACCGAUAGACCUAUCCGCCCUCCUCCUUGUUGUCGUCAUGUCGUCUCCGAAGUCCGCCACUGACGAGGACACGCGCGGAAAGCCUGUCGAGCAGAUCACGUUCCGCUUCUGCUCGGAGUGCUCGAACAUGCUCUACCCUAAGCAGGACGAUAACUCGCAUCGUCUGCAGUUCACAUGUCGUACAUGUCACUACACCGAAGAAGCACAAUCGAGUUGCGUCUUUCGCAAUGUUAUGAACAACGCGGCUGGCGAGACGGCUGGCGUCACGCAGGAUGUUGGUUCUGACCCAACUCUUCCGCGCGAGAUUAUUUCCUGCCCGUCUUGCAGCCACAAUGAGGCUGUCUUCUUUCAAUCUCAGCAGCGAAGUGCGGAGACUGGUAUGAAACUAUUCUACGUUUGCUGCGAAUGUGGCCAUAUUUUCCAAACACAAAAUUAGGCUCCAUGACGAAUUUACGAUACCCGAUGGUUGGCGAGAAGAGAGGAGGAAUGAGAGAGAUAGAGAGAGAGACACGCGGGAGUUACAAGGCGUUCUGGAGACCAAAAACAUAAAGACAUGCAUUACCUGGCAAGGUGUUAAGUGUAUCAUGAUGAUGGCGUGGGAGACCAGUAGAUGUCAAGGACGCGACAGGGACUUUGCCCAACAUUACACCUGCUCUCGCGUGACGUUGCCCCUCCAAAUUUAGGAUGGCUCUGGUGAAGAAUGGAACCAGUGACC
Messenger RNA from Verticillium alfalfae VaMs.102, 723 nucleotides. RefSeq names its product DNA-directed RNA polymerase II subunit RPB9. The coding region runs from base 46 to 444 and encodes 132 amino acids. NCBI's taxonomy places the organism in Eukaryota, Fungi, Ascomycota, Sordariomycetes, Glomerellales, Plectosphaerellaceae. Gene Ontology annotation, cellular component: RNA polymerase II, core complex. Gene Ontology annotation, biological process: DNA-templated transcription; transcription-coupled nucleotide-excision repair; maintenance of transcriptional fidelity during transcription elongation by RNA polymerase II. Gene Ontology annotation, molecular function: nucleic acid binding; DNA-directed RNA polymerase activity; zinc ion binding. The transcript is spliced from 3 exons. The record is from RefSeq and is a predicted model, not a curated record.